CAAUUGUGCGUGUGGUUCAUUUAUAAAAAAGAAAAAAAGAAGAAAAAAAGAAGAAGCUUGCAACAUUUUCUAUCAUGUAUUGCAAUGCAUUUUUAGCUUGAUCACAUCUGCACCUCAAGAGCCAAGACAUGUUAGAUAGCUAGGGCAAAAUCUUGUACAUCACUGAUGUGUCAUGACACUUUCACAUCUUGGGUGUGGGGAUAAACAGUUAAACAAAACCUUGCAAUGCAUUUUUCUCUGAUGGCGUGGGGACUGAAAUGCUACUGGAGCUACUAGGAAAAACUGAAACGUACCGAGAUCAAUGUGCUGAAAUUCUGAAAGGUCCCAUAUGUUUAGAGAGUAUUGAGAUGGUUCUUCAAGAAAUGGACAGUUUCACUGUCAUUUUCCCAGAGUUCAAACUUCUGAGGGAAUAUCAUAUGCAAGCUAGUUCUUGGAUAUCCCGCUUCAACCGUUUGCGGGUGAACAUUGGCGAAAGAGUUGAUCAAGACAAUGUCGUAGAGGAGUUGACCAACAUACUAAAAGAUGCAGUGUCUCUGAAAAUUCAAGUGUUUGUUUCCAUUUCCAGUUAG
Molecule: messenger RNA, 569 nt
Organism: Eucalyptus grandis
Lineage: Eukaryota; Viridiplantae; Streptophyta; Magnoliopsida; Myrtales; Myrtaceae
Exons: 3
Coding region: 258-569 (103 amino acids)
Source: RefSeq, a predicted model, not a curated record